This is a messenger RNA of Mercenaria mercenaria, 2513 nucleotides long. Its product is annotated as baculoviral IAP repeat-containing protein 2-like. Gene Ontology annotation, biological process: positive regulation of protein ubiquitination; negative regulation of apoptotic process; regulation of cell cycle. Gene Ontology annotation, molecular function: cysteine-type endopeptidase inhibitor activity involved in apoptotic process; ubiquitin protein ligase activity. The transcript is spliced from 12 exons. Bases 6 to 1388 code for a protein of 460 amino acids. The record is from RefSeq and is a predicted model, not a curated record. Gene Ontology annotation, cellular component: cytoplasm; nucleus. NCBI's taxonomy places the organism in Eukaryota, Metazoa, Mollusca, Bivalvia, Venerida, Veneridae.
CAAAAAUGAGAGAAGAUCGGAUGGCUGAUACCUCACUAGAGACAAAUAUGUAUGUAAGGGAGGCAACUCUUAGUACAAACGUUACCACCUUAAACGAUAGUUACCCACCUCAACCAGAUCCAGAAGAAGACUGGCUUCUAAAUGCACAUGUAGAUCAACAAGAUACAAAUCCUGAGUUACAAGCAGCGGAAGCUGCACGUAUUGAAAGAACAGAACCUUCUCCAAAAAUGAGAGAAGACCGGAUGGCUGAUACCUCACUAGAGACAAAUAUAUAUGUAAGGGAGGCAACUCUUAGUACAAACGUUACCACCUUAAACGAUAGUUACUCACCUCAACCAGAUCCAGGAGAAGACUGGCUGCUAAAUGCACAUGUAGAUCAACAAGAUACAAAUCCUGAGUUACAAGCAACGGAAGCUGCACAUUUUGAAAGAACAGAACCUUCUCCAAAAAUGAGAAAAGACCGGAUGGCUGAUACCUCACUAGAGACAAAUAUAUAUUUAAGGGAGGCAACUUUUAGAACAAACUUUACCACCUUAAACGAUAGUUACUCACCUCAACCAGAUCCAGAAGAAGACUGGCUGCUAAAUGCACAUGUAGAUCAACAAGAUACAAAUCCUGAGUUACAAGCAACGGAAGCUGCAGAUAUUGAAAGAGCAGAACACGGUUAUUAUGAAGUAGCAUACGGAAUCAGGACACCGAGAUAUCAGACAAUGAAAGCAAGAGUGGAUUCAUUCAUUAAUUAUCCACAAUCUAUCGACAUUUCUCAUCAUCAGCUUGCAGUGGCAGGAUUUUACUUUACCGGUUACGGAAAUCAGUGCCGCUGUUUUGCAUGUGAUGGCGGCUUUGAAGACUUGCAUUCUGAUUAUGACCUUUUCGAAGCACAUGAAAACUAUUUUCCUGACUGUCCAUACAUGAAGCACCUGCACGGAAUUGAAGAUCUUCAACAGAUUGGGUGGACAAUAGCAGAGGUGAAUACAGCCAGAGCUGAACUAGAAAGAAGAGGAAACAAGUUCCCAUCAGCUGAACAAAUUGCGAAUACGAUUCUUGAUACGACGCCGAGAGCUGCACUUUCAGAAAAUAAAAGUGACAAAAAAGACUAUAAGAAAGUGCUGAGAAAGAAUAAAACAAAGUUGGUAGAUAAACUAUCUCCAGACGUGCUUUUAAAGGAAUUUCUAACGUGCAAUUAUUUCACACGCUUAGAAUAUCGACAAAUAAAGGAUUUGUCUCUGCCAUCAGAAAAAAACAAAGCAAUACUUGACAAGGUGAUGACGAAAGGCGACCAAGAAUAUAACAUGUUUAAAACUUGCCUGAGGCGAGCUUACCAAGGACGUCUAGCUGAUUUUUUGGAGAGUCAAGAACGAAGAAUGUCGACGUCAUCACUUAAUUAAAAAAUCACAAUCAGCUGAGUUUGCAUCUAAUUCAUAUCUUUUGCAUUUUGCCUGAAAUCCAGGAUCUUGAUCUUGAUCCCAUAAACAGUUCUUUCUGGUGUUUUUGGACAGUAAGAGUAUUUACUUAAGCAUUGAGACUAUAAAGUACCUGUGUCCUUUAAAACGAUAGUAGAAAUAUUCAUAUAUGUACUUGAAGUUUGAAGUAUUAUAUAAAAGUUGAUGAUGAAGACGUAUAACCUUACGAGGUCUCAUCAACUGUUAUUUAGAUUUUUUUUUUAAUUAUUUCAUUUACAAACAUAAUACCACAUUAAACUCGGUGUUGAAAGAAGAUCAGCCGUAAAAUUUGUGUUUUGAGUCGAGAAUAAAGGGAAAUGACAAUUCCUUUCCUGCAUAAGGCUUGACAUACAAUGCCUGAGAGAAUAUCGCUGACGAAUCAAGGAUCAGACGUCAGAAGACAAUAAUUUCAGUCGUAUUUCUUAAGUUAAAGCACUUCUAGAUAUGGAUGGAUGAUUCAUAAACUAAUGUCCCAUUCCAUCAAUAUUACAGGAGUUGUAUAGUUACAGUUUUAUAUUCCAAAAGAGUCUACAAAAGUAGAUAUAUUUAAUGGUGGGACACACUGAACCAUAAGUAUUAUUUAUGACGGCGUCUUAAAGACGUUGUACCGCGAUAGAUAAUUGAUAUUUACAUUCUGAAAUCAUACUUAUUACGUUAAAAUCUGUCAUAUUAAAGUUCAGCAAAGUGGAAAUAACGAUUUAAGAACACUUGUACUGGUAUGUUUUGAACAAACAUUGUAUUAUUAUUUAAAUUUGUCUAAAUGUGGCAAUUUCUUUUAUGACGUGUGACCGUUGUCACCUGUGCAUGUUGAGCUCGUGUAGUAAUUCAUGUGAUACAAAAUUCGAAGCGAUCAUUCGUUAACUUUAAAUGCUUAUCAGUCGUACAUCACAGGUAAAUUAUCAUCACUUCAAUACCCUUAAUGUGACAUUUCAUAGUUGUGUUGAUAUUUCUUUUGAAAAAUACGAAAUUCUAUAAAUUGGCCAAGUUAUUUUUCAUCUACCACAGUCACUGGCACCAGAACAGAAAGAAAAUGCCUCUAUACAUGUUAUACCUUACCCCUAGGUAUUCUAU